Messenger RNA from Blepharisma stoltei, 1155 nucleotides. Lineage: Eukaryota; Ciliophora; Heterotrichea; Heterotrichida; Blepharismidae. The record is from the annotation of a GenBank genome assembly.
AUGAGUGAGGAAAUCGAAUCACAUAUCCUAAGAAAAUACGAAAUUCUUCAAAAAUUAGGCAAAGGAGCUUAUGGGAUCGUAUGGAAAGCCAUUGAUAAGAAGACCCGUGAGGUUGUGGCGUUAAAAAAAGUUUUUGAUGCUUUUCAAAAUGCAACUGAUGCCCAGAGAACCUUCAGAGAGAUCAUGUUCUUGCAAGAACUCAAUGGACAUGAAAAUAUAGUGAGGCUUCUCAAUGUGAUAAGAGCUGAAAACGACAGGGAUAUUUAUUUACCCCAUUCUUUUAACAUUUAUUUAUAAAAUGAUUUUUUCUCAUUUUUUUUAUUUUUUUUUAACCAAAAAGAAUUAGUUUUUGACUUCAUGGAAACAGAUCUACAUGCAGUCAUCCGAGCAGGGAUUCUUGAAGACAUUCACAAACAAUAUAUAUGCUAUCAAAUUUUGAAAGCUUUGAAAUACAUGCACUCAGGCCAGCUUCUCCACCGUGAUCUCAAGCCUUCCAACGUUCUUCUAAACUCAGAAUGUCUCGUCAAAGUUGCUGACUUCGGUCUUGCCCGUUCAGUAGCAGCCCAAGAAGAAGGCUCCAACCCUGUUCUUACCGACUACGUCGCCACCAGGUGGUAUAGAGCCCCAGAAAUUCUUCUUGGUUCUACCAAGUACUCAAAAGCAGUCGACAUGUGAAGUAUGGGCUGCAUAAUCGGCGAAAUGCUUGCAGGGAAGCCCAUUUUCCCAGGAACCUCCACAUUAAACCAAUUGGACAGAAUUUUAGAACUAACAGGAAGGCCAACCCAAGAGGACAUUGACUCAAUCCAAAGCAACCUUGCCGCAACUAUGUUGGAAAGUCUGCCGCCAACCAGAACCCGAAGCUUCCACGAUUUCUUCCCAUCUGCCUCAGAUGAUGCAUUAGACUUAAUAAGAAGGACUCUUCAAUUUAACCCUCUAAAAAGACUGACUGUUGAGCAGGCCCUCAGACACCCUUAUGUGGCUCAAUUCCAUAACUCAGACGAUGAGCCUGCUUGUCCGAAUACUAUAAGAAUUUCUAUAGAUGAUAACAGAAAACUGACGAUAAGAGAGUACAGAGAUAGGAUUUAUGCUGAUAUUUCGAGAAAGAAAAAGGAAAUAAGAAGAAGACAUUUGAUGGCAAGAGGAUAUUAUAAGUAA